AUGAGCGGCCUCAAGCGCUCCUUGGAGGAUUCCUCCCAUGAUGCGGACCUCCCUUCGCCCUCGGACUCGUCCAUUGCCUCGGGCAAGCCAGCCUCGCCGACAGUGCCCACGGCAUCCGCUGCAUCGUCGUUCCGCAAUGUGAGCGCAUGCAAUCGCUGCCGCCUGCGCAAGAACCGAUGCGACCAGCGCCUGCCCUCAUGCGCGUCAUGUGACAAGGCGAGCGUGAAGUGCGUGGGCUACGAUCCCAUCACGAAGCGCGAGAUUCCCCGCAGCUAUGUCUACUACCUCGAAACCCGCGUCGCCUAUCUCGAGACGCUGUUGCAGGAGCACGCGGUCGACUUCCAGCCCGCCGAAGACUUCAACCCCGCCUUCUCGUCCAACGGCACCACCACGGGCAGUGUUGUCACUGCGUCGCCGCAGCAGCGCAAUGGCGCCGCAAAGCCCACGAGCGCGCCGACGCAGGAAGAGAACGACCGCUAUGACCGCGAGAAGCUGAACAAGCUGGUCUCCAAUAUCGGCAUGGUCUCGGUGCAAGGCGCCAGCGACCCGCGCUACCUCGGAUCCACGUCCGGCAUAUCGUUUGCCAGAGUCGUGUUUGCGGCCGUCAAGAGCUCGGUAUCAGGAUCGUCGUCGGAGCGCGGCAGCAAUCGAGGAGGCAAGACGACCAACGUCGUGGACAGUGGCACCUCGAUGCGCGACUCGUUCUUCGGGCUGCAGACCAAACCCACCAUCCGACAGGCACCCUUCCCCGACCGAGAGCUUGGGUCGCGCCUCGUUGAGCUGUACUUUGAGCACGCGAACCCACAGAUACCCAUCCUGCAUCGGGGCGAGUUCAUGGAGAUGUUUGAGCGUGUCUACGCUUCUGGCGAGCGGCACCGCACAUCACGAGAGUCAUACAUGUUGAACAUUGUGUUUGCCAUUGGUGCCGGUAUCAUCCUGGGCAGCUCCGAUGCAGAGGAUUCCCCGACCUCGGACGCUGGGCGCUCACCAACAAAGUCACGAUCAUCUCCCCCGAGCCACAAGAAGCGGCGACUCGCAGGCCAGCAGCACCAACCCGAGGAGUAUCACGCGUCCGCCAUUGUCCACCUCGAAAACUUUCUCGGGUCUUCACCGGCAGCAGACCGUCCCGACGGCUUCGGCGGCGGCCUCGAAGAGCUCCAAGCCGUGUUACUCCUUGCGGGUUUCGCCCUGUUGAGGCCCGUUGCACCUGGCUUGUGGUACAUCGUGGGUGUCGCUGUCCGCCUAGGCGUCGAUUUGGGGUUGCAUUACGAGGAUGGAGUGGGUAUAGACGGGUCGGGUACGGAAGACCAUGCUGCUGGUAGGCCGGAAGCAAAAGCCGAAAGCAACGGGGCGACGACAGGUGCUGGCAACGCGAGUUCCUCCAAGAUCGACGCAAAAGAAAGGGGCCGUCGACAGUGGGUCAGAGAUUUGCGACGACGGCUGUGGUGCGGCGCGAAUCAAGGCAAUGAGUUCAUGCACACCAAACUGCCGUCGCCAUUCUUAGCCAAAUUCGACUCGUUCCGCGCCUGGCGCGUUGACAUUGAUAGGCGACUGCUGGAAUGGAAGGAUUCUGCGCCUACGCAGCGUGAUGCAGGCGUGCAGUUUUCGCCUCUGUUCUUGGAGCUCAAUUAUUGGCAGGCGCUUAUCAUGCUAUAUCGGCAAAGCCUGGUCGUACCAUCUGGACUGCAAAGUGAGCUAGGCAAUACGGGCUCGGACGUCGGAAGCCCAUCUAUGGUGAAUGUGGAGGAAAGAGAAGACGAGGACUUGGUGUUCCUCAAGGUCGCCGAGGCUGGUCAGAAGGUCCUGAAGCUGUACAGACAGCUCCAUCGCGUACACCUAUCCCUAGACGAUGUCGACUUCACUGUGCUAGCCGCAACUUCCGUCUUGGGGGAUCUGAUCGACAAGUGUCCCCCAGCGGAGGCAUGUCGCGACGCUUUUGACCGCAUGAGCAAAGCUACCAUUCAAAUGUGCAUGAGUACAACAGGAUUUGGACCACAGGCCCUACGGGCACUCUCGCAAGCGCAGCAACCACAUGCUCACCCCUCAUCACACUCUCCAUCUACGCCGUACACGUCACAAUCAGACGUCGACCCGCGAGCCGACACCGAAAUGCAAGGAUACCCCUCCAGCCACUCCAACAACUACUUCGCACAGCAGCAAGCCCGCCGCCCAGUGCCGCGCUUCGACAUGAAUCUCAAAGACCUCUUUUCCGACGACGAAACAGACAAGCGCUCCUUCAGCCGUGUGUCCAAUCAAGUCAACGCCAUGCGCCCUCCUCCACCACCCAUCAAGCACGAACCCCAACAGCACACCAUCCAGCCUUUCACCGCUGAUCUCAAAAUCUCCCCGCAACUCAGAACGCACCAGCAACAACCCUUCUUCUCCUCGCCAAACUUCUCGUCAAAUAAUAACCCCACCCUCUCCCCUCCAAUGAACCAACCUCAAGCUCAAAAUCAAUCCUCCCCAUACCAAAUAUCAAAUCAACUCCCCUACAACGCCUUCGCGCAGAACAUCAACGCGACGUACCCAGAUAUCGGCGGCUUCUCAGACCUUGACUUCCUCGACAGUUUCCCCGUGCAGGGCGGCACCGGCCAGGGCGAUGCGAAUGCCAGUCUGCAGGAUAGUGGGCAUUGGGUUUGGCAUGGGAUUUGGCGACGGCACGUCAUGACAUGGAGCGACGGGAAUGGGCUGGAUCUUUUCGAUGGGUUUUUCUUUGGGCCAGGCGGGACGGGCCAGUGA
Parastagonospora nodorum SN15 is the source of this 2739-nucleotide messenger RNA. RefSeq lists its product as hypothetical. Gene Ontology annotation, biological process: DNA-templated transcription; positive regulation of transcription by RNA polymerase II. The record is from RefSeq and is a predicted model, not a curated record. Gene Ontology annotation, molecular function: zinc ion binding; sequence-specific DNA binding; DNA-binding transcription factor activity, RNA polymerase II-specific. The coding region runs from base 1 to 2739 and encodes 912 amino acids. NCBI's taxonomy places the organism in Eukaryota, Fungi, Ascomycota, Dothideomycetes, Pleosporales, Phaeosphaeriaceae. The transcript is spliced from 4 exons.